AUGGCAAUUGAGUACAUUAAAUACGUUAAUAAUCAAGAAAUUAAUUAUACUGGUGACGAGAUUUCUAGAGAGUUCAAAGUUGAUAAUGUAUGCAAUUCAAAGUUGAAAUUUUUAUCGUGCUUAAACCAAUUAGAAAUAAGUAAUACUGAGGACAGCACUAUUUAUUUUGGUCCAGUAUCAACUAGCGUUUCAGUAAAAAAUUGCAAAAACUGCACUAUCGUAUUAACCUGUAGGCAAAUAAGGAUUCACAACUCAAAUGGACUUAAGAUCCGUUUAUCUUGUUGUACACCACCACUAAUAGAAAACUGCUCAAAUAUUAUUUUCGACAUUCGAAUAAAAAAUAGUUUAAAUUUCUAUAAAAUGUUUGAAAACCACUUACGGGAAAUUGGAUUACACGAAUCCGAAUUCUUAAUAAAAAGUAAUUUCAAGGUAUCCGACUUUAGUUGGUUAAAAAUUCAAGAUUCACCAAACUGGAAAUUUGGGAAUGUUGACUUAGAGCAACUCAAAUAA
Cryptosporidium ubiquitum is the source of this 510-nucleotide messenger RNA. RefSeq lists its product as uncharacterized. Gene Ontology annotation, cellular component: cytoplasm. The coding region runs from base 1 to 510 and encodes 169 amino acids. The record is from RefSeq and is a predicted model, not a curated record. The transcript has a single exon. Lineage: Eukaryota; Apicomplexa; Conoidasida; Eucoccidiorida; Cryptosporidiidae. Gene Ontology annotation, biological process: post-chaperonin tubulin folding pathway; tubulin complex assembly.